Molecule: messenger RNA, 2188 nt
Organism: Canis lupus familiaris (dog)
Lineage: Eukaryota; Metazoa; Chordata; Mammalia; Carnivora; Canidae
Gene: ENTPD1
Product: ectonucleoside triphosphate diphosphohydrolase 1
Exons: 12
Coding region: 656-1861 (401 amino acids)
Biological process (GO): nucleoside diphosphate catabolic process
Cellular component (GO): plasma membrane
Molecular function (GO): UDP phosphatase activity; GDP phosphatase activity
Source: RefSeq, a predicted model, not a curated record
UCCGUCGCUUGGUAACGGCCUAACUCGCGGAAGAGCCCUUGCCCCUUCUCUCCGCUAGAUGACAGUAGAAGGUCCGCGGAACAACAGGUGCAGCGGAGCGUGCACACGCCGGCUUCCUGGCCCAAGGGACCGCGCUCUGCCUCCGCACAGGGAAACCCCAGAGGCUGGAACGAGAAUUGCAUAUCUUUUCUACCCCGGAUUCUAAAGGGCAAGAGAUAUGACAGAGCUUUUUUUCUGGAGCCUGAACGGUGUGAAUCACAGCAGCAGAUAUGUAACAUUAGUCUGAACUGAAGAGUUUUUGUUCCAGAAAUAUACUGAUCAUCCUUGGCUUCUCCUGUAUCAUGGCUGUAGUUGCUUUGAUUGCUGUGGGGCUGACCCAGAACAAACCAUUGCCAGAAAAUGUUAAGGUACUGGACAUCCAAGGAGAAAUGUCAAAGCAGCAGUUGGAUAAUCAGAUCUGGACCUCAUAGAAGAGUAUGGGAUUGUGCUGGAUGCAGGCUCUUCUCACACAAGUUUGUACAUCUAUAAGUGGCCAGCAGAAAAGGAGAAUGACACUGGGGUGGUGAAUCAGAUAGAAGAGUGCAAGCUGAAAGGUCCUGGAAUCUCAAGAUAUGCUCACAAAUUAAGUGAAAUAGACAUUUAUCUGACUGAAUGCAUGAUAAGAGCCAGUCAGGUGAUUCCAAAGUCCCAACAUGAAGAGACCCCUGUUUACCUGGGAGCUACGGCAGGCAUGCGGUUGCUCAGGAUAGAAGAUGCACAGCUGGCAGACAAGGUCUUAGCUGCAGUGACAAAAAGCCUCAGCAACUACCACUUUGACUUCCAGGGUGCCAGAAUCAUCACUGGCCAAGAAGAAGGUGCCUAUGGCUGGAUUACUAUCAACUAUCUGCUGGGCAAAUUCAUUCAGAAAUUGAAUUGGCUCUACCUGAGGCCAGAUGAAAACGGUGCUCAGGAAACCUUCGGGGCUUUAGACCUUGGGGGAGCCUCUACACAAAUCACUUUUGUACCCCAAAACAAGAAUAUUGAGUCUCCAAGAAAUGCUCUGCACUUUCGCCUCUAUGGCAGGGACUACAGCGUGUACACGCACAGCUUCUUGUGCUAUGGGAAGGAUCAAGCACUCAGGCAGAAACUGGCCAAGGACAUUCGGGGUACAGAUGGAAUCCUCAGGGACCCAUGCUUUCACCCUGGAUAUGAGACAGUAAUGAAUGUAAGUGACCUCUACAGUAGCCCCUGCACCAGGAGAUUUGCAAUGAUUCAUCCAUUCAGUCAGUUUCAAAUCCAGGGCACUGGAAACUAUCGGCAAUGCCAGCGAAGCAUCCUUGAACUCUUCAACACCAGUUACUGCCCUUACUCCCAGUGUUCCUUCAAUGGGAUUUUCUUGCCACCACCUCAUGGGGAUUUUGGGGCAUUUUCGGCUUACUACUAUGUGAUGGAUUUUCUGAACCUUACAUUAGAGGAAACCACCUCUCAGGAAAAGGUGAUUGACACGAUGGAAAAGUUCUGCUCUCAGCCUUGGGAGGAGCUGAAGACAUAUUUUGGUGACGUGAAGGAGAAAUACUUAAGUGAAUACUGCUUUUCUGGAACCUACAUCCUCUCUCUCCUGAGUAGCUAUCAUUUCACAGCGGAUUCCUGGAAGAAUAUUCAUUUCAUGGGCAAGAUCCAAAGCAGCAAUGUCGGGUGGACUCUGGGCUACAUGCUGAACCUGACCAACAUGAUCCCAGCCGAGCAGCCGUAUUCCAAGCCUCUCUCCCACACCACCUACAUCUUCCUCAUGAUCCUCUUCUCCCUGAUCCUGGUCGCAGUGGUCAUCAUAGGCUUGCUUGUCUUUUACAAGCCUUCAUAUUUCUGGAAAGACAUGGUAUAGCAGGAUCCGCUGAAAUCUGCUGGCUGGAGUGAAAAAACAAACUUGCCCAAGAAGCACUCUCCUCCACGUUGGUGCACAAGGUCAUCCUUCCUUGCUCACGAAGGCCAGCCUUGACCAGCACGAAGCUUUUUGACUUUCGCUGAAGCCUCUCCGUGGAAUGUAUUCACCACCUCUGCCUCAAGGACUACCUGGCAGACAUCGUCUCUUUUGUGAGUCCUACCCAACUCCCCUUCUCUCUUUUGUACUCUGAGCUUAUGUAGGUCUUAAAGACUUGCUACCUUUUGUGAUCUUUGCUUUAUAAAAAAACAAUCAUGACUUUAUCUCAAA